This is a messenger RNA of Metarhizium acridum CQMa 102, 858 nucleotides long. NCBI's taxonomy places the organism in Eukaryota, Fungi, Ascomycota, Sordariomycetes, Hypocreales, Clavicipitaceae. The record is from RefSeq and is a predicted model, not a curated record.
AUGGUUAUGAAGUCCUCCAUCGCCGCCUCCCUCUCGGCCCUGGCUGCCGUGGCUGCAGCCCGCGAUGUUCCCGCCAACGUCAAGAGCUUCUACAACAGCAUCCGAGGCCAGGGACAAUGCCGCAACGUUCUCGCCGGGGGCUUCCAUAGCAUAGACGGCGAUUCGGGAAAGGGCCCUGACAUGAAGCCCGUAGACUUUGACUACUGCGGCGACCACAUCAGCGACUACAGCGUCAUCUACCUGCAGGGCAAAAACGGCCAGCUGGCCAACAUGGACAUCGACUGCGACGGCAUCCAGCACGGCCCGGCCGACGACGGCCGCUGCGGCUCCUCGGGCGACACCCAGUCCGUCACGUCCUUCGCCGACACCCUCCGCGGCUACGGCACCGGCCAGCGCGAUCUCGACGCCAAUGCCCAUCCGUACGUCGUCUUUGGCAACACGGGCAGCAGGAAGGGCUACGCAAACUUUGACCCGAGGAAGUACGGCGUCGAGCCGCUGAGCGUCAUGGCCGUCGUGUGCAACAACAAGCUGAUCUACGGCGUUUGGGGCGACGAGAACGGCGACGACGGCCCCGAGUCCAUGGUCGGCGAAGCCUCCAUUUCCCUUGCCACGGCGUGCUUUGGCCGCGGCGUCAACGGCAACUCGGGCCACGACGACAACGACGUCUUGUACAUUGCGUUCCCGGGCAGGGACGCCGUCCCCGGAGCAAAGGGCGCCAAGUGGAAUGCCCAGAACUACGACGAGUUUGAGGACAGCAUCGCCGGCCUGGGGAAUGAGCUGAUUCAGAGAAUCGGCGGCGGGAACCAGCCUCCUCCUACUGGAUCUUGUUCCUGGAAGGGACACUGUAAAGGUGGGUGA